Trematomus bernacchii (emerald rockcod) is the source of this 7220-nucleotide messenger RNA. RefSeq names its product partitioning defective 3 homolog. NCBI's taxonomy places the organism in Eukaryota, Metazoa, Chordata, Actinopteri, Perciformes, Nototheniidae. Gene Ontology annotation, cellular component: apical plasma membrane; apical junction complex; cell cortex. Gene Ontology annotation, biological process: establishment of centrosome localization; microtubule cytoskeleton organization; intracellular protein localization. The record is from RefSeq and is a predicted model, not a curated record. Gene Ontology annotation, molecular function: protein binding; phosphatidylinositol binding.
UUGGGAGCGAGAGAGGGAAGGAGUGAGGGAAGCUAAACAGGUGGUCUGAAAAAACACAGAAAACAAUGUCGUCCGGCGGGGAGAAGCGGAAAGACCUUUAGUCCUCGCUUCUCUGAAGGAAUACAGCCGAACCGACACUAAACAAACCCAUGCUCCUUUUUGAUCUCCACUCGGAUUCCUCCUUCUCCUGCUCCUCGUCCUCCUCUUCUCGGUUUUACUCCCAAGAUCUCGGAUACUAAAGCCAUGAAAGUCACGGUUUGUUUUGGCAGGACCCGGGUGGUGGUGCCGUGUGGAGAUGGGAAUAUUAAAGUGCACACACUCAUCCAGCAGGCUGUCAUGAGAUACAAGAAGGCCAUCGCUAAGGAUGUGAGUUACUGGCUGCAGGUGCACAGAUUGGAGCACAGUGACGGCGGCAUCCUCGACCUCGACGAUGUUCUCUGUGACGUGGUGGACGACAAAGACAGGCUGAUAGCGGUGUAUGAAGAACAGGAGCCCCACCAUGGAGGAGACGGUACCAGUGCCAGCUCCACGGGGACCCAGAGCCCCGACCUGUUCGCUGUGGACCUCAGCGGGGCCUCGGCCUUCCAGCCCUACCAGGCCAGCAGCGAGAUCGAGGUCACGCCCUCCGCCCUGCGCACCAAUAUGCCCCUCCACGUGCGGCGCAGCAGCGACCCCGCCCUGCUCACCGUCAACGGGCCCUUCAACGGCGGAGAAUCACGAGUCCAAACCGAAGAGCCGCCGUCGAGGAAGAACCCGACUCGAUGGUCUACCACCGCCGGGUUCCUGAAGGCUCGACACAACUCCGGCACCAACAGCCUGGAGAGAAAAGGCAAAGCUAUGGACACGUACCGCAGUCUGCCUCGGGAUGCUGGGACGUGGGCCAAUCAGAGAGAGUUUCAGAGAGAGACCGCCCGCUCAUCGCUCAGCGCCAAUCACCCCAUGGUGGACCGCUGGCUGGAGAAACAGGAGCAGGAGGACGAGGCCGGAGAAGAAGAAAACGGUCGGACCGAGCCGAUUGGUCGAGCAGACUCCUGCAUGGACCACACCCCCGUGAGGUCGCUCGAAGACAUAAUCAAACUGGUGGAGGUGUCAAACGACGGCGGGCCCCUGGGGAUCCACGUGGUGCCUUUCAGUGGAAAGGACCGGAGGACUCUUGGCUUGUUGGUCAAGCGUCUGGAGAACGGAGGCAAGGCCGAACAGCAGGGCCUCUUCCAGGAGAACGACUGUAUCGUCCGUAUCAAUAACGGAGACCUGCGGAACAUCCGCUUCGAACAAGCUCAGAACAUGUUUCGCCAGGCGAUGCGUUCUCCCGUCAUCAUGUUCCACGUUAUCCCGACAUCGAUGAAGACGCACUACGAGCAGAUGUCCCACGCCGAGAGGAACCCUGCGUACGUGUCGGGACGUUUCAGCCCCGACUCUCUCUCCGGAAGCACCGUGUCCGGAAACGAUCACGCCCCACACAGAAUGUCCCGACACGGAUCUCAAACGCACCCACACUCCCAUCAGCAUCCUCAACAACAUCCUCAAACCCAUCCUCAAACCCAUCCUCAAACCCAUCCUCAAACCCAUCCUCAAACCCAUCCUCAAACCCAUCCUCAAACCCAUCUUCAAACCCAUCCUCAAACCCAUCCUCAACCCCAUCCUCAAGCCCAUCCUCCAGCAGAUCAGACUGAGGGUUUCCCCCCUAUGAUUCACCCGGUGGGCAACGCAGCCAAGCCUCCCACAGGACACACACCCCUCCCUCAGAGGGGGCUGAACGCCACGCCAACGGGAGGAUUCACCAAAAAGGUCGGGAGGAGGCUCAACAUCCAGCUAAAGAAAGCAUCCGAGGCAGCCGGCGACAGCAGUGAAGCCCCAUUGGCUGAUUGAGAAGACAGAGGAGGACGAGUUGGUCCUGACUCCAGACGGGACCAGAGAGUUCCUCACCUUCGAGAUCCCGCUCAGCGACUCGGGGUCCGCGGGGUUGGGUGUCAGCGUGAAGGGGAACCGCUCCAAAGAGAACCACGCUGACCUGGGCAUCUUCGUCAAAUCCAUCAUUAACGGAGGGCCGCCUGACGCGCGUCUUAGAGUGAACGACCAGCUGAUUGCCGUCAACGGAGAGUCGCUAUUGGCCAAAACCAACCAAGACGCCAUGGAAACGCUGCGGAAAUCCAUGUCAACGGAGGGAAACAAACGCGGGACGAUCCAGCUCAUUGUGGCCAGACGAGUGGCCAAAAGAAACGAGGAGUCCCCGGGGAGCCCUCUGGGGGGCAGUCAGCAGACCAUGAACUCCUCGCUGGACGACCACGAGCGCAGGAUCUCUCACUCGCUGUACGGUGGCCUGGAGGGUCUGGACGACAACCUGAUGCCCCGACAGGGCAUGAUGCCGCGCACUAUAGGAAACUACCAGCUGUCGCCCACCGUCAACAUGCCGCAGGACGACACGGUGAUCAUCGAGGACGACCGGCCGCCCCUCCUGCCCCCUCCCCUCUCAGACCAAUCAUCAUCCAGCUCCCACGAUGAUGUGGGCUUCACCGCCGACCUGACGCCGCCCUGGGCCAAAGAGCCGCCUCCUCAGAACAACAGCUCUGUGAAUCCAGAUGAAAACGAUCCGGACGGCAGUUUUCAAAGGGAAGGCUUCGGGCGCCAGAGCAUGUCGGAGAAACGCACCAAACAGUUUGGAGACGCCGCUCACCUCGAGAUCAUCAAGACACGCAAGUCCAAGAGCAUGGAUCUAGUAGCCGACGAGAUUAACCUCACCCCUCGUGCCUCCGACUUCACAGGUUCCUCCACGAAGGACGUGGGACCGUCGCUCGGCCUGAAGAAGUCCAGCUCUCUGGAAAGCCUUCAGACGGCUGUUGCCGAGGCAACCCUGAAUGGGGACGUCCCCUUCCAUAGGCCACGCCCCCGAAUCAUAAGGGGGCGGGGCUGCAACGAGAGCUUCAGAGCCGCCAUCGACAAAUCCUACGACCGCCCGGCGCCUCCGGAGGAAGACGACGAGGGCAUGGAGACACUGGAGGAGGACACGGAGGAGAGUUCUCGCUCGGGGAGGGACUCGGUGUCCACGGUGGCCGAUCUGACCCCGCUGUCCGGCUCCGAGAAACCCCUCGUCAACGGCACCAAUCGCACCAAAGAGGAGAAGAAGAAAGACAAAGACAAGACGGGGAAGGAGAAGAAGAAGCCGGAGGGAGGGAAGGAGAAAGACAAAGACAAGGGGAAGGCCAAGAAGGGCAUGCUGAAAGGACUCGGAGACAUGUUCAGGUUUGGGAAACACCGUAAGGACGAACGGCCGGGAGAAAAGUUGGAUCGGAAAGGUUCCAGCAAGUGGAGGACGGAGGAGUCGCAGGUUUCUGAUGAAGAGACGAUGAAGAUGAGGAUGGAUCAGGAGAGGAUCCAGGCUAAGACCCGGGAGCUGAGGGAGCGCCAGGCCCGGGAGCGGGACUACGCCGAGGUCCUGGACGUCAGCCGGGAGGAGGAGGACGAGGAGGAGGACCACGCGUACGCUGGGGUCAACGCUCUGAACUGCUCCAUGGACAGCGGGCACAGCCGGCCCCACAGCCCGCGGGACGAUUACAUCCAACACCAGAACAACCACCCCAACCAACACCACCUGAACAACCACCCACACCACCAGAACCAGCACUCUGACUCCCUCUACACCCAAGUGAAGGCCCGCAACGAGCGGCCCCCGUCUGCAGACAGCAGCCGGCUAGCCCCCAGCAACCACGACCGGAUACAGCAGCUGCGGCAGGAGUUCCAGCAGGCCCAGACCGUGCCCGACGACCCGGACGACCGCAGGAGGACCUACAGCUUCGAGCAGCCCUGGACGAACGCCAGCAGUAACGGGCAGGGCGGGUACAGCCAGCCGGGGCGCCACUCGGUGUCCGUGGAGGUCCAGAUGCAGAGGCAGAGACAGGAGGAGAGAGACUCGUUCGCCCAGGCGCAGAGACAGUACAGCUCCCUGCCACGGCAACCCAGGAAGAACCCCAGCACCGUCUCCCAGGACUCGUGGGACAAAGCCUACCCUCCUGGCGAAGUCUUCCAGACGGCAAAGGAUAACCCGCGGUACUCGAGCUACCAGGGAUCCAGGAACGGCUACCCUGGAGGCGGUGCUGUCAACGCGCGAGUCCUUCUGGAGGCCCAGGAGCUCCUGAGGCAAGAACAGAGGCGGCGAGAGCAGGAAGCCAAAGGGAAGUUAAUGCAGGAGAGCAUCGUUAGCAGCAGCUAUGAAGGAUACCCCUCAGCACACCUGAAGGACCCAGCCUCCCCCAAGGGUCCGUACCGCCAUGACGUGCCGCCCUCACCUUCGCAGUUAGCAAGGCUUAAUAGAAUCGGUUCUGAAAAAGGAAGACUUUUUUAUUCUUGAGGAGUAUUCUUGGACUAAUGGACAAAAUGCUGAUCAGAGAACUUGCUACAGGAGCUAAGGGGAUUACCUUGAAGAAACAGCAGCUACAAAAAGGGGCAACCUAGAGGUCUUAUAGCCUAGCGAUGAUCUUAGAGGUAUACAGAUGUGAAGUGUGCUCAGUAUGUGGGUGUUCGUGUUAAAUCCCUCACUGUGCCGAUGACCUAAACCCGUCAGUCAGUCAGUCAGCCUCCUGCAGACGCUCAGUGCCUUCUCUGCAUUCACAAACACGAUGCAUGUUCACAUUUGUCCAGGACUCUGAUUCAUCAAGGUCUGGCACCACCGUGUUCUGACAAUCAAAUGGGCCGACAGGCGAGGGAGUGGGCGUUCUUAUGAGCCCAUGGGGAGGCGUUACCUUCUGUGGGUUUAUGUGUGGGCAUGUGACAACUUACAUGUUUCACCAUCAAGACCGUGCGUCGUUGGAUGACUCGUCCUGUCGGUCACAAAUCAUUUCCCAUUCAUUUCUUUUAACGUUCAACCCCCACCGAUACCUUUCCUCCACAUUCGGUUUUCUCGACUCCUCAGCGAUCGAGCAUCUCUCACUCGAGUGGUCCCCGGGGAGAAGAGAAAACAAGGCAAAGUGUAUGAAAAAAGGAGGGCACAGUAUGUGUGUGUGUGUGUGUUAUUAAUAAAAAGCCCCCCUCAUAAAUGAUUCAUACAGUACCGUGUGUUAUCUCCGUGGAGAAGACCCAGGCUGAGGGUAGACAGCUCUGAUCCUCUGCCUGGCCCCCCUGCUCCGCUCUGGGCUUGCUUGCUGGCCCGCCUGCCUGUCUGUCUGGAUCUCUGGCUCCCUUUCCUCCUCUUGUCGCCUCUCGGUUUGUUACCUUUCUUCUACCUCAACACCCCCACCUUUAUCCUCCUCUCCUCUUUCGCUCAUUCCCCACCUUCCUCUCAUAUCACCCGUCCCCUCCCCCUUCCUCCCUCCCUCCCACCACCCUCCUCCUCCCCACGUCUCCCGAGUCAGGCUCUGCACUGAAUUUUUCAUCACAAGCCACCUGCUGCCUGCCAGAGCCAGCGAGCGCUGCCACCAGAGGAACCGACAGAGGGCCCGGCUUCUGACAUAAAGGGAGGAAUAUAAGCAGCGGCAAAAAAAAGAAAUCCAGAAUAAAGAUGGGUAGCGAGACAAUAAGCCUGCCUGUGUGAGAUUAGCUGGAGCUUUUCUCCUGUUUUUCAACAAAAGGGUAGUGAAAUUGUCCUCAGGAGUUAAUUGCGUUCAAUUGCUGUAAUUGCUUUCUGUAUUUUUACCUUUUUAAGCAUUUAGCCGACACUCUUCUCCCAAAAAUGACUAGAACUGCUUUCUUCCAGACAUUUUAAAAGAAAGAAUGGAAGGCAAUAAAGAUUAGAAUCCUACCUAUGUUUUUUUUCGCCGCGUGUCAACCUAAAACCGAGAUUUAGUAACUUAAUUGAAGGGCUAAUUCGCCCGCCAGAACAUUGCUAGCGGUCACAAUAGCUCUCUGAAUUGGCUAGCUUGCUAACUGUCAGUCAGCGGUCAGUUACCUUUGUCAGGUAGCAUAAUUAGCUUCCACCAUUUAAAAAGAAUUGCGUGGUAAUAGCUCAACCUGCGGUGCCAAAGUUUCACACAGAUUUAAUUGCCUGGAAAAUGUGAUAAAUGCUGUUUUGACUGGGCCUAAAACAGGACAUUUCUAAGAGACAAUUUCUGUUAUUUGGGUGAACCUAUUAAACCGAUUACUUUUUAAUUCUGAUUCAUGAUAGCCCACUGUGUGCUGUAGUUUUAAUUCAGGGGAAAUAAACAUGGGAAUUGAUGACACGCGCUUUAAAAUCCCUGCCACCAUCCCACCACUUUAAUUGUUGCAGUAGGUGGCAAGCGAUUCUCUGAGUCUGAACCUUCCUCGCAUUGAUGUCCCUAAUGUUUGUGACAUUAUUCUCUCUGCCUGUGAGCAGACAAAUGAGAUCGAGCUGAGGUGAAACUUAAAACAAAAGGGAAAUACAAAACAAAAAAAAGACGGCCAUCAUCGAGCUGUGGAAAACAAACAGGCGGUGUGUAAUUGCCCUUCACUCCUACACACUCCAUAUGCAGAGCGAAGCCGCAUGACAUGCAUUAUCUCCCAUUGGUUAAUGAAGCCCCUUGCUGGGAAAGCUACAGGCUGAGUAGGGGUACUAAAUGAAAGUAAGAAGAUGAAGAAGAAAUUACCUUAAUGGCAUUUUCCGGUGUUUAAACCUGUAUUUUAACGUUCACAAAUCUACUCUGUUAUAAGCUUCUGCAUAUGUAUGUUUUUAGGUAAGAUGACACAAACGCAAUAUGGGGCUGAUGAAAACUGUAACCAAAUAAUAAAAGCAGUGUAGUUGAGGGUAAAACAUAUCUCCACUCAGAAAAAGUGCUGUGAACACUAGGGGCGUCUCGAUCGCAGAGAAGCACCUUUCGAAGGAUUUUUUUCCAACCUUUGCUCAAAACGUCAUAAACCACGGGGUGUGAUAUCGAUAAGUGCCUGAUAUAUAUCACGAUAUUUUACACAAAGAGGGACACGAUGUGAUUUGUUUGUCAGUGACACGACAGUGUGAUUUUUAGACAUUUUUAAUAUCAUAUGAUAAUGUGUCAUUCGAUGGGGUACUCCUUCCUGAAGCUUUUUUUUAAUUUUAUGUACCAGAGCCAACACUUUACGAGCGGUUAUCAGUGUAUUUGUAUCCCGUUUGACAUUGCCUUCAACCAUGCUGUAACAUGAUGUGUUUUAAAGUAUAAAAAGAAAAUGUGCUCAAGCUGAUGAUGUGCAAUUGUUUGUGCGAACUUUUACAUGAUAUAUUAAGAAAUGUAUGCAGCCACUUUUUUCCUGUACAUAUCAAAUUUAGAAUAAAACGGAAGGCUGUUCCAUCCUUAUUACAA